AUGUUGUUGUGGUUUCUCCUCCUACCAGUUAUCGACGGAUGCUUGGCCAUUGAAUCGGUUCAGGAGCCCGGACAAUUCGUCUACCAAAUAGAACAUCACAUCGGUCAUCCGAGUGUGUCUUCUUCACACUCAUCAUCCCAUCCGCGCCAACAAAAGGCAUCCACCGGGUUUCCCUCAGACGUAUGUAUGAGUCCAAACGAUCGGGCCCACUCGGUUCCGGAGGUGGUUGACCACCCACAUCAUCUGCAAAUUCAAAUCGAGGAGCCUGAUUUGGGAAGUGCUGUGGUUGAUGAUCAAGAGCCACUGGGCAGAAGAAGCUCCAGAACGGAUGGACACCACCAGAAACUCACAUCGGCGGCUGCUCCGGAGCUGACUGAGCGGCUGUUGAGCCGGUGUAACCAGCAGCAGCUCGGAGACCCGGCCAGUCCGAUCACUGACCCCGACCCUGCAAGAUGUCCGAUCUGCUUGAGCGAAUUCCAGAGCAGUGAUCUCAACUUCUGGUGGGAAGAGUGUCGCCACCAGUUCCACAACCAAUGCAUCCAGCCUUGGAUAGACAAUAAUCAUCUCACCUGUCCGCUUUGCAGACAACUGAUCCCGGCAGACAAACGCCCGUCGACUCAGCCGUCUCUGCUCUCCAUCAGAAGCCCAACAACACAUCGGUUCCCAGUCCGUCCUCUCGCUCACAAUGAGCUCUGGCGAGAUCGAUACACUAAUCUGAUGCUCGCCAUCACCGCGCUUGUCGUGCUCCUUCUCCUGGUCAAGGAGAAUUGGAUGCGUUGAAUCUGGGUCAUAACCUCACUUCUCUCCUUUGACUGGCAUUUCAGAAUGCAAUAAUAAUAAUAAUAAUUGCCUAUCUUUAACGCUCACCAUGGCGUUGUUAAUAAUAAAGGGAACAAGAUUCAUCUCUCGGAAUGCCUCACAUCAAACUGAUUGCCAUUCCUUUCAGCACGAGUUCAUGAAGUGCCUUCUGUGUAGUGUCAUCCUUUCUCUCUUCAA
Messenger RNA from Puccinia graminis f. sp. tritici CRL 75-36-700-3, 996 nucleotides. RefSeq lists its product as uncharacterized. Bases 1 to 780 code for a protein of 259 amino acids. Lineage: Eukaryota; Fungi; Basidiomycota; Pucciniomycetes; Pucciniales; Pucciniaceae. The record is from RefSeq and is a predicted model, not a curated record. The transcript has 3 exons.